This is a messenger RNA of Osmia bicornis bicornis, 923 nucleotides long. Its product is annotated as transmembrane protein 267. The record is from RefSeq and is a predicted model, not a curated record. The transcript has 3 exons. Lineage: Eukaryota; Metazoa; Arthropoda; Insecta; Hymenoptera; Megachilidae. The coding region runs from base 255 to 875 and encodes 206 amino acids.
AUCCCGCCUCGCCCCACAGCUAAUGUUAUUCGGUAACUUCAUGUGUCGCUAUAAAAUUUAAUUAAUCAAGGGAUGAACCAUCAUAUGAAACAUGGAAAUUUAGCUGAAAUAGACUAUAGCUGAAGAACGCAGGAAUAUAGUAUGUCGAGACAUCAACAUUCCAAAAUGGCGAGGUAGAAUUUGUAAUAUAUACUUUUACUGUAUUUAGGUGCAAUGAACAUGAAUUUUUGACGUUUUUUAAAUAGUUUAUUGUAAUGUUUCUAUUAAAGAGAGACAUUUUUUUACGUGUAGCGUUGACUGGUGCUAUUGGCAUUUGUUCGUUCAUUGGGGACGAAGGUUUGAAACAUGGGAAGACCGUUGUGGCACGCGCGAUUUUUGACAAUGCCACUCACGCGAUUGUCGGUGGUCUUACUUGGGCUGUGAUUUUAAAUUUGUCAAACAAGUCUCUUAUUCAAAAUUUUUCGAGUAUUUUCUGCUGCUUUUGUCUGUCGUCUUUUAUCGAUGUAGAUCACUUUAUCGCGGCAUCUAGUUGGAAGAUAAAUGAUGCUACGCAUUUAGAAAAACGCCCGUUUCUGCAUUGUACCACUGUUCCUAUAACACUGUGGCUUAUGUUCAAUUUUUACUCAAAUUUUCUUAAUCAUCCAAGGUUUGGCUAUUAUUCAUGGAUAAUAUUAGCAAGUUUUUUGAGUCAUCACAUACGAGAUGGCACAAGGAGGGGUUUAUGGUUCUGUCCUAUUGGCUCUACACAGCCUAUUCCAUAUUAUCUGUAUUUAAGUAUGAGCAUGAUGCUUCCUCAUGUGCUACAAUGGCUCAUGAUCUCUUCUUUAUAUGAAUCUAAAACUUAUAGUAAUAUGACACUAAUUGAUAUAGUGUAAAUAAUGUAAAAAUAUUUUCCAAUUGUAUAUAUACACAUAUUGUACAUA